GACGGUCACGGGCGGAAAGCGCCGAAGUGGCGACGGUGGCAGGCAGCGGCGCGGCCCGAGUUUUUAAUACGAAACCGCCACCAAACCGCUUGCUUCCGGCCUAGUUUCACCUCCCCCGUUCCCUUGGAAUUGGAUUUGCUCCCGAAUCCGGCGAGGAAGGAAGCGCCCGGCACUCCACGCCACGCCACGCCACGCCGCCGGGGGAAGGGAGGCGCGGAGCGCUAGGCCUCGUCUCCAGCCCCGCCGCAGCCGGCACGAGCACGACGGUCACCAUCCCGCCACCGCGUGAUCCCGGGGGACGGACAGGUCAGAUUCAGCACAGUUUCUCAUAUUAAACUCCCCGACUUUGUCUGAGGAAGCAAGUUAAUUCAUUAUGAAAGACUGGUCUAUUUUCUCCAAACUUGAUCAUAACGGAGCUUACCUCCCGAAGUUCCCAAUAGACUCUCCAGUAUCUCAUGAUAUUGGGUUAGGAUUGAUAUCACAAGUUGGGAACUUAGUUGAGUGUUCAUUUCAACAUCCAAGGCAUAUAUGUGCUACGGGGAGUGGAGCAGUUCAGGAAGCAUUCAGCAGUUUCAACAAGUUUGCUGGAGCUUUCUAUUUCUGGUUUUCUAGAGCAUCGAAUCCUAAGUUAUUCCAAAGGCUAUCAGCUGCCGCAGGCUCAAGUUCAAGAGCUUGCCGGUCACACAUAAAGCAAGUGACCUCAUGCUUGCAGCAUUUACCUGGAUUGCAGUUUGGUUCACAAUUAAGAGAAGAGCACGCUGUACAGAUGCUUUUAGCGAGGCUUGCAAGCGCAACCUUUGGACGCCUGUGGACGGAGGUGGAGGAGCGACAUGCCUGCAACAUCCUUAUGCUGGCUGCUGCUACUGUAAUACCACCAUUUGAAAACAUAUCGCCAAAGAUGCUGGCUGAGUCAAUGGCACUAAGAAAAGAUGGUGGACACAUCCAAGAACCUGCUGAACAGUCUUAUUCAGAGGAAAACCGUCCAGGUUGUGCUUGUGUUGCUGUACCAAGAGUACUCUUACCAGAAGAUUUAACGGAACCAAAAACUGGCAUCAAGUUCCCCACUCUACUCGAAGACAAUUCCAAUCUGACUACAGAGGUCCUUGUUGGAAUGGGUUUCAGAAGCAUGCGAAUAAUGAGGGUCAAAAAUCUGAAUCUUUAUGCCUUUGGAUUAUAUAUACAACCUGAUUCUGUUUGCAAGAAGCUUGGUCCAAAGUACGCCUGUAUUCCAGAUGCUGAGUUGAAGGAUCACCCAGAUUUCUAUGAAGAUCUUCUGAGGGAAAAUAUUGAUAUGACUGUUAGGCUAGUAGUAAGCUACAAUGGCCUCAGCAUUGGCACAGUUCGAGAUGCAUUUGAGAAGUCUCUUGGCUUCCGGUUACAAAAGAUGAAUCCUAAUACUGAUUAUAAUUGCUUGAAGACAUUUGGUUCUUGUUUUAGUGAAGACAUUCGUAUACCUGCUGGUACAAAGAUAGACUUCCGGCAAACAUCUGAUGGCCAGCUAAUAACUGAAAUUGAUGGCAAACAAAUUGGCACUGUCCAGAGCAAGGAUCUUUGCAGAGCCUUCUUCGAUAUGUAUAUUGGUGACCCCCCUGUUUCAGUGGAGACCAAACAAGACAUUGCGCAAAAUGUGGCUGGACUCAUAAGAAGAUGCUAGGAAAACCAGAAACCUAGAUCGAAGAACGUGGAAUUAAUUCAUUCAUCUAUACAAGGAGAGGAGAUAUAAAUAGAAAGGAAGCCAGGAGAGGACCUAUUGUAUUUAUAGUGGUAGACAGUCAGUUUGUAAGCUAUAAACAGGCAAAAAGUUUCAACAAACAGAGGCCUAGCAUCCUUGGCAAAUGCCUCCAUGCUUUUCAUGUGGUUUGGCAUCUUGCCAUUUCCUGGCCGGCUGGCGCACUGUGUCAUGUACAAAUAAAUGAUACAUACAGUAACAAGUUGUACAACAAGAGGAUGUUUCUCUACCCCAAGUCAAAAAUGACGGGGUUCAGCUUUGCUCCUACAGAUGGAUGGUUAUCCUUUUUUUUAAUGACGGAGUAUUUGACAAA
Messenger RNA from Sorghum bicolor (sorghum), 2042 nucleotides. Its product is annotated as fatty-acid-binding protein 2. Bases 374 to 1654 code for a protein of 426 amino acids. The record is from RefSeq and is a predicted model, not a curated record. Gene Ontology annotation, molecular function: intramolecular lyase activity; fatty acid binding. Gene Ontology annotation, cellular component: chloroplast stroma. Lineage: Eukaryota; Viridiplantae; Streptophyta; Magnoliopsida; Poales; Poaceae. The transcript has 11 exons.